Messenger RNA from Ceutorhynchus assimilis (cabbage seed weevil), 3838 nucleotides. The record is from the annotation of a GenBank genome assembly. Lineage: Eukaryota; Metazoa; Arthropoda; Insecta; Coleoptera; Curculionidae.
GUUGAAUCAUAAUUAGUGUAGCGUGCACUUUAAACAGACUAAAUAAAUAAAUAUAUUUCUUAUUUUUAACCUUUGUAAUGCAUAACCCGAAAGUACAGUAUUGUAAUUAAGUGAAUAAAUUGUUUUUUUAAAAAAUCGUUAUCGGCUUACGGAUUGAUAACUCAUGGUGUAACUAAUUUAAAAAGAAGUGGAAGGAUAUCAUGCCAAAUUUGGCAACGCAAAUGCAAGACAUGUUUUAAGCAGUGGCGUUCCGCCCAUAUUGGGGCAAGGUGGGCACCGGCACCCUGGAGAAAAAAUGGAAACAUAAAAAAUGCUUUUAAUACAAUAUGUAAAAAGGCCGCCACUUUGAAAAUCUAAAAAAAAAUCGCCUACAGCUGUUUUUUAUUUUUGUCGCCCGCCCUUAAUUGGACACCACAAGCCGCCAGCCGCCACUGGUUUCAAAAACAAAAAAAUAUAAUUAUUUGAAGGCCGAUAAUGCAAUAAAAUAAUGACUUUGUUAUUGUGUCUCAUUCCAAUUUGCAAUCGUGAAAUUUUAAUUGUUAUUCAACGGCAUAGUUUGGUUACCUACCUGCAAACAAGACUAGAAUCUUUAAUUUUGAAACUUGUUUAACUUGUUUAACCUACCUAGAUUAUUAUUUGACUAUUUUAGUUCUUAUUCAACUUUUAACACGGUUGCUUAAAUAAUGUAUUCAAUAUCUUCAGUUUUAAUUGGAUGUUUGAUAAUUUUUUACAUAAUAUUUCUAUGGAAAAACUGGAAAUAUGUAAAAUUUUCUUGGAAAGUUAACGGUUUUUUUUUGCCCGUCUUACCAUUUAUUGGGAACACUUACAUCAGUUUAUUAACUGGCAAAAAAAUAAAUCCAAUUAGUUUGGCCGAAAUAGCUCAUAAAAUUGUUGGAUUACCGGUCAGUUUCUGGUUCGGACACCAAUACAAUUACCUCACGAGCGAUUUGAAUGAUGCAAAAAUAAUAUUAAACCAUCCAAAAUGCUAUGACAAAGCCGCGAUUUAUGAUAGUUUAAGAUAUUAUUUUGGAGAUGGACUUAUUUUGGCACCUUAUGAUAUAUGGAAACUACACAGACGACAUUUUCUUAAAAGUUUCAAGCCUAAAAUGCUCAAAACAUAUUAUGCAAUCCAGUACAGGCAAAGUUGUAAUCUAGUUCAAGAGCUAAAGCACGAAAAAUGUCUCGAAAACAUAUACGAGUAUUUUAAUACAUAUUCUUUUACCAGUUUCUUUGUAGGUACCCUGGGGCUUGCUGAAGACGAAAUGUUUGCCGACAUGGGACGUAUCGGACAAAUAGUCAGCGAGGUACAAGAAUUAUUGAAUGAAUUAAUAUUAAAUCCAGUUGUCCCGGCUAAAAUUUGGUCCAAAUGGUUUCCAGCAGGAAAAGCAGUAGACAAGCUUAUCAAUGAAGGAACCACCUAUGCCAAGGAAAUUAUCAAGAAAAAAAAGGAACAACACAAAGAUAUUAUUUCCUUUGUUGAAAAUAAUAAUGAAGUUAGCCUAAUGGAUUUGCUGUUAACAGUCGAUAAUCAAAUUUUAAGUGACACAGAAAUAUUUAAUGAAUUGAUGUUACUUACUGUUGCAUCUACUGACACUACAGGAUUCACACUAGGCAGUUGCUUCAUUUUAUUAGCAAUUUAUCCAGACAUUCAAGAAAAAGUCUAUAAAGAAAUAAUAGAUACACUUGCCGAUUCAUAUGAAGACAUUACAAAUCUUAAAUAUACUGAAGCAGUGCUUUGGGAAACUCUAAGACUAUUUCCACCAGGUCCGUUUAUAGGCAGAAAAUGUCUUGCAGAUAUAGAUUUAGGCGGAAAAGUGCUUCCCGCAGGUGCUUCAUGCCUAAUAAGUGCUUAUCAUAUUCACAGAGACGCGGCAAAUUGGGUCGAGCCUUUGAAAUUUGACCCUGCGAGAUUUCUUCCAGAGAAUCAAUCUAAAAUAAAACCGUAUUCUUUCCUAGGAUUUUCUGCAGGACCAAGAGAUUGCAUUGGCAAAGGGCUAUCGAUGAUGCAAAUGAAAACUACUGUUGCAAAUGUUGUGAGGAACUUCAAAAUAACUACAGAUUAUAAAUCAAUCGGAGAACUUCAACUUGAAUCUUGCGUUACGAUGCGGGUUGUUAAUAUAUCUAACUGUUAUUUUGAGCCUAGGAAAUAUGUAGCAUAAUAACACUUGUUUAAACAUAAAUAGUAUAUUACAAUCCAAGACGGGAAAUGCUUAUCAUAGCUGGUCAAGAGGUUAUAUAUAUAGUUUAUCGAGACGCGUAGCGUCGAGAUGAACUAAACCUCGAGACAGCAAUGAAGUUUCCCGUCGAGGUCUGUAUACUAUUUAAUUUUUAACCAUGAUUUCUUGAAAAAAAAAAAUUCGUGACAACCAAAUCGAACCAAAUGAAGUCGGGAAUUGACGACGGGAAAUUAGGACGGGAAAUUUUUUCCUACUCCAUUGUCCGUCGUAGGACGGGAAAUGAGGACGGAAAAAAUUUCUCGUCCUCACUUCCCGUCCAGGGUGCGGGAAAUGGAACAGGAAAAUGAAAAGACAGAAAUGUGACAUUUUCAAAUUUUUAAAAAGUCAGUAAUGUUAACAUUUCAUAUAUGGUUAAAAAUAAAAUGUAUUAGCUUAUUUCAACUGGCCAUUAUUAAAUACCUAUUCACGGAAAGGAAACAAAUAAGAAAAUUACAAAUUAAUUUAUUAUAACCGAGAUUAUAACAUUUCAAAAUUGCUAUUUAUGCAACAACAAAGUGUGCAGAGUGAACUUGAAAAAGGUGCUUGCAUACACAUUUUUUUCUACUACCGACAAUAUAAUGCCAUAUAUUUGAAAAAAAUAUACCCUAACUUUACGCCUUAUAUAUAGGUAGCGUAAAGUAUACCUUACUUCACAAUUGAAGGUGUAAAGUAAAAUCAUAUUUUUAAUGCAAAAAAAGGGCAGCAAUGGCUUUUAUAAUGUCAAAUUUUAUACUUGGAUAUUUAUGCAUUUUUGCCAAGAAUCCCUAAUAGGUAGGUACAAUUUAUUAAAGAUUUUUGUUUACUUCACGCACUAGUGUGCAAAGAAAAUUACUUAACGCACGGUACCUAGUAGAAAAAAGUUGAAUAAAUUGUUAUUGUGUUUCUUUUCAAGAAUGCAUAAAUACACUCAACUAUAAAAUUUAACAUUGAAAAAGCCUUUGCUAUCCUUUUUUGAAUUUAAAAUGUGAUAGGUAUGUAUUUACUUUACAGUAGGUUGUGAAGUAAUAAGUUACACUCGAAGUUACAUAGGUAGGUACCUACUUUACUUUAGACAGUAGGGCUAAAGUUGUGAUAAUUUUUUUAAAAUUUAUGGCUUUUCAUUGUUAGUAAAAUCUGUUUUUUUUUUGUUUAAAGAUAAAAGUCAAAAUGACAUUAUGUUGGCAAUAAUACAAUGUAAAAUUGUCGAUGCUUUCGAUUUUUUUAAGUAGAAAAGGCUUGUGUUGCCAACAUAGUUACUACAUUUUUGACAUGGGGAAUUAUCUUUAAAAAAACACAGACUUUAGUAGCAAAUAGCAAAAAUUGUAUGUAACAUAUAUGUUUGUAAAGCCCCUUUUCUCACUCGUGAGAUUGUUAUUUCUCAAGUUUCAGUUUACACACUUUUUGCAUGGAAAGCUAUUUUCCUACGACCACAUACGAAAAUGACAAAAUCCGCACUUGUUGGCUCUUAGAAAAGUGCUAAAUAUCACACGCGUGCCGAAAGUACUUUCAAUACGUUUUGCGUCCUGUAAGUACACACAUCAAAAUGGUCUAGAGAACAAGAUAAUAUCUAUACUUAUCAGAAAUUUUUUCCUGAUUUUAUUAUAAAAUAUUUAAACUAAACAAACUUGCAUAAACAAGCCGAU